Molecule: messenger RNA, 3406 nt
Organism: Seriola aureovittata
Lineage: Eukaryota; Metazoa; Chordata; Actinopteri; Carangiformes; Carangidae
Gene: lrrc75ba
Product: leucine rich repeat containing 75Ba
Exons: 4
Coding region: 436-1566 (376 amino acids)
Source: RefSeq, a predicted model, not a curated record
GCAAGCCUUGGAGGAGAGACGCGCAGCGGGCACCAGAUGCUGGGAUUGGUCGGACGCUCCACGUUGCACGAACCUAAACAGCAGCGUAAAGCAGAGACGGUCGGAGGAUGAAGCAGCCGGAGCAUCUUCAUCAUCCGAGCCAGGCGCACGUAUUUGCCGCGGUGGGUGAGAAAGUCAAAAUAGCAGUGUGUGACCGGUGCAUGAGAGAAUGGUGAUAAAUUAGACUGUCUUGGGAUAUUGUGUUGUUCCGCACCGGAUCAGUCUGCUUGACAGCCAGGCGGUAACGCAGCGCCAGACAGCACGGCGCUGUUUUCUACCUUCCACUGAGGAGCAUCCGCUGGCUGAAAAUCUGGGAUCUGAUCAUGGGGUUUUCCUUCUAGUAAUAUUGUCUGAGCUGCAACACGAACGUCGCCUGCGUCUAGAAAAAAUCAAACCAUGGGUUCCAGACUGAGCAGGCAGAGCAGCCUGGACAAUGAGAAUUUCUCCAAAAAGCGACGCAAGCUUCUGGAUGGCACCGGAGAGAGCGACAGGGGCAGUCGGGGCGGCGGGGACUUUCUGUUUGCACUGAUGCUGAAAUCAGACAAACUGCCUGGGAUGCUGCGGAGGACCAACCACAGCCCGUACAUGAGGCGAGUGGCGUGGAUCAAAGAGAUACAGAAGCUGCUCCGUGACCGCAGGAUAGAGCAGGCAACCGACGUGCUCAAAUUACUGAGGAAGGAUCUGGGUUUGGAAGGCACCUCCCUCAACGACAUCUUGUACAAAAACGCUGCCUUCCUCAACCUGGUGGACCCCAUCUCACACGAGCUGCUGCUCAGCCUGGCUCGAGAGAUGCAGUGUCCUAAGAAGGAUGCAGACACCAUAAAGUCUUCUGAUAAGAUUUGCAGACAGCUGAUCUACCACCUAACCCCGCACUCAAAGUGGCUGAGGCAGAGCAUGUCCAGACGGAAAUCCCAGGCCUGUCUCAAGACAACCCUACAGAAAAAGCUGUCCAGUGACUCAGUCGACUUGUCCGGCAUCCCUCUGUCCACUCGUGACGUCCGUCAAGUCGCCUUCUACCUCCAAACCAACAGAGACAGUGUGGUGGCUGUGGACAUCAGCUUCACCGAACUCCAGGACGAGAACUUGAGGCUUCUCCUGCCUCUUCUCGCUUCUCUGCCCAAACUCAGCACCCUGGCUCUCAACGGUAACCGCCUCACCCUGGCUAUCCUCAAAGACCUCACCGAGAUGCUCAAAGACCCCAAGAUGUUCUCCAGCCUGGCCUGGAUCGACCUGGGCAACAACGUGGAUAUUUUCACCAUGCCCCAGCCGCUGCUGGUCGCGUUGCGUCGGCGCUGUAGCCUGAAGAGCAGUUUACCAACCAUCUACGAGUACACAGAGGGCCAACCCUACUGCUACCACCUGGAGACUUCUAUCGAGGAGCCCAGCCUUUACGAGGAAGAAGAGGAGGACGAGGAGGAGGCGGAAGACGACGAGGAUGACAUGGGGAACAAAUUUGAGCUGGAGCCGUGGGGUUUAGGGCAGAAGCAGCUCUCCAAAGACUUCACCCUUCACUACUGUGAGAGGUGAUGAGGUAUUUUCUCUCUGAGGCUCUUUCCACUGUGGAUGAAAUGUCGUCCCACAGCACUCCGUUACUUCCUUCGUCCUCUCGCCCUCACACCACGAGCCCAGUCACCCUUCGAGGCACGAGGGAGACCAGUGCCCACAUUGUGAACUUCUCGUCGCGACACAGCUAUCAAGCAAUUCCUAACCAUCUCUGAGUUAACCCACACAAGAUAGUGACAGUCACAACGGCGGACUUACUGUGUUGGUGGAUGGUGCUCUUGGGAACAAGGUGCGGUUUCAUUGGAGGGGGGCUGGAAGAGUUAAUGAACCGGUGCUCGCUCUCUCUCUCUCUUUCUCUUUCUCUCUCUCUCUCUCUCUUUCUCUCUCUUUCUCUUUCUCUUUCUCUUUCUCUCUCUCUCUUUCUCUCCCUCUCUCUCUCACUCUCUCUCUCUAUCCCUCUCCCUCUCUCUCUCUCUCUCUCUCUCUCUCUCUCUCAGUGAUAGUGGCAGCUGAGGAGCCAGUCCCAAGGAGGUUUGGAUCAGUUGGUUGGAUGGAGGAGCAGCAUCCCUGCGGUAGCUGAAGUGGAACUGGAGUUAGUUUGGAAACAGUGGGUCCCUCUGGGUUCUCUACCAGGACUGAGACUAUCUCUGGCAGGCAGGGCCUAGCUCCACAUUGUGUGUUCUCUGUUAAUCUCUCAACAAAAGCUAUGACACAAGUUCAACAGACUAUACAGCCGACGACCUGUCACGUGACGCCGGCAAAACUGCUAGGUCAAGACUUUUUGCGUUUUCCCCCCCUUUCCAAAUGUCCACUUGUGAAUACCCACGCAGCCCUUGUGUAGAUGUAAAUGAGGACACAAAACAUGGCUCUGUUGUGUUUCCACAGGCUAUUUUUGUGCACUUUUGGUGAACAAAGCAAUCUUAGAAGACAACAGGUAGGACUCAACAAUGGAUAGCUGUCACUGAUUGUUUUUUGUACUUGCCUAAAUGCUGAUAUUCACCUCUUUGUAAUUAUUGCUCCGUUGUAGUCACCACCACAGUGUUUCAGCGCAUUAAUGACACCACAGCCAACUGUAAUAUGGGCCACUGAGUCUGUGUCCUUCCAACUGCCGUGUGUCUCUACAGAUAUGUUGCCAUUUCCAUGUGUUGAAAUUCAGCGGCCCUGUGUUUGCGAUGAGACGCAGCCAUGACUGUUAUCUGUUGGUUAUAGUCCGUCUACGGUAGCACAUGAUGAUUAAGUUAGACUGACCGAAACACUGCAAUGCACUUUAAGGCACUAUAUUCUAUUUAUAUUUCCGUUUCUCCAUAGCAUAUACUCUGUGUACACUGUUUAUAACUGACUGAGAUAUUUACAAAGCAGCAGCUGAAAGCAUACCUCUCCAAGGUGAAAUGACCAAAUGGCUCAUGAUUGUUAGAAGGAUCAUUGAAAACACCAUCACCAUAUAUAUAAUAAAUGUUUAAGUGUGUGUUAUGUGUGUUUGUAACAGUAAAACGUCUGAUUACUGCUGUAAUUAUUUGUGUUAUUGUUAUUGUUUUUGUGUUUUGUCUUUUGUCCGACUCGGUAAUUAUAAUAAUGACUCUAAUGAAACUGAGCCCAGUGACCUCCUGCUGUAAGCUCGAACAGUAAACAAAAGGGGGACGUGGCUGAUAGGAUUACACAGCAAAACAGAAAACAGUUCAGUAAAUGUGAUUUUCAGUCAGGGCAGACACCUCUUAUGUCGAAUGUUUAAUCUGAAUAACGGAGCGCACUGUCCACUCGGUUUGUAGUUUUUGUUUCGUGUGUCGACGUCAAACUCUUCCUUGUUGUAGCCUGUGUGUAUUUGUCUCAUGCCAAACACUGACUGCCAAUAAAAGAUCCGAUCCAA